Molecule: messenger RNA, 2979 nt
Organism: Coregonus clupeaformis (lake whitefish)
Lineage: Eukaryota; Metazoa; Chordata; Actinopteri; Salmoniformes; Salmonidae
Product: transmembrane 9 superfamily member 1
Exons: 9
Coding region: 510-2345 (611 amino acids)
Biological process (GO): protein localization to membrane
Cellular component (GO): membrane
Source: RefSeq, a predicted model, not a curated record
AGGGAAAUCCGGUCGAGAGAAACAUCAGUAAUUCAGGAAACACAUUACCGUUCUUAUUAUAGCUCAGUGCACAGGACACAUCACAGCAGUGACUAUGCACACACGAAAUAAUUAUGUUUAUUAUAUAUUAUUUAAAUGGUAAAAUAUUAGGGGUUACUGAAUAAUCAUUUGAAGAUAGAUUAAAGAGGUGGCAAAGACAGGUUUAGAAACUCUGUAGUGGAGGUGUGUUUUUUGCUUCUUCAUCCCGCCCACUCCGGAAAAGUCAGCCGUCGUUAUUUGAAUUUUUUAAGGUGACGUGGUGGUCCCAUUCGAUUCAUGUGUCUUGAAAAGUACGAUACAUAUCUGGAUUUCUAGAUAACCGAAGUAGCACAAUUGAACCUAAAUGAAAUAUUAAAAAUGUUUAUCAAUAUUUAGAUUAAUCCCAGCAGGACAUUGCUGAGGAGGAGAGAGGACGCGAGUAAGUAUUAUUGGGCCUGGAAUCUGAGGAAUCCAGCGGACAGAGAGGGCUCAUGAUGGCUGAAAUGGAACAUCCUACCCAGCAAGGAGUCUGCAGGAUGAUAGGCUAUUGCAUCUUGGUCCUGUGUCUCCUACCACAGAUGACAUGGGCUACAGUGAGCUACAAGCAGGGGGAUCCCGUAACCCUAUACGUCAAUAAAGUUGGUCCUUACCAUAACCCCCAGGAAACAUAUCAUUACUACAUGUUGCCUGUUUGCAGGCCAAAAGAGGUGCACCACAAGUCCCUUAGUCUGGGAGAAGUGCUUGAUGGAGAUCGGAUGGCAGAGUCCCUGUAUGAAAUCAAAUUCAGGGAGAAUACAGAAAAAAAGUCGCUCUGCCAGCUAAGAUUAACAGAAAAAGAGGUGGACCAGCUCCGAGACGCCAUAGAGGAGCUGUAUUACUUUGAGUUUGUUCUGGAUGACAUUCCCACCUGGGGCUUUGUGGGGUACAUGGAGGAGAGUGGCUUCCUGCCUCAUAGUCAUAAGGUGGGGCUGUGGACACACCUGGACUUCAACAUCGAGUACAACGGCGACUCAGUGAUCUUCGCCAACGUCUCAGUGAAGGACUCCAAGCCAGUGCCCCUGGAGGAAGGUGGCGGUGGUGCCGGACACGGGGCGGUGGGGACAGGUGGCGGGCUGGCACUGUCCUUCACCUACAGCGUGCACUGGUUCGAGAGCCCUCUGACCCACGCCCGGCGGGCAGAGAGGCUGAGGGACUACUCGUUCUUCCCCAAGACCCUGGAGAUCCACUGGCUAUCUAUCAUCAACUCUCUGGUGCUGGUGGUGCUACUGCUGGGCUUCGUCAUCAUCAUCCUCAUGAGGGUCCUCAAGAACGACUUCGCCAGGUACAAUGUUGAGGAGGGCAGUUGUGACGAUCUGGACCAAGGGGAUAAUGGCUGGAAGAUCAUCCACACGGACGUCUUCCGGUUCCCCCCUUAUAAAAGCCUGCUGUGUGCCGUGUUGGGAGUGGGGGCUCAGUUUCUAACCCUGGCCACAGGGAUCAUCGUCAUGGCGCUGCUGGGAAUGUUUAACGUGCAUCGCCAUGGUGCCAUCAACUCGGCUGCCAUCAUGCUGUACGCGUUGACGAGCUGCGUGUCAGGAUACUGCUCCUGUAGCUUCUACACACAGAUACAUGGCCAGCGCUGGGUCUGGAAUAUCCUCCUCACCUCCUCACUCUUCUCAGCUCCCCUGUUCCUGACUUGGAGUGUGGUGAACUCAGUCCACUGGUGGAGCGGCUCCACUCAGGCCUUGCCUGCCUCCACAGUGUUGCUGCUGCUGGGGGCCUGGGUCCUGGUGGGUUUCCCUCUCACCGUCAUCGGGGGCAUCGUGGGCAAGAACCAAGCAGGCAACUUCCAGGCGCCCUGUCGCACACGCAACAUUGCCCGCCAGAUCCCCACGCAGCCCUGGUACAAGCACAUGGCCGUGCACAUGGCCAUAGGGGGCUUCCUGCCUUUCAGUGCUAUCUCAGUGGAGCUGUACUACAUCUUUGCCACCGUGUGGGGCCGUGAGCACUACACCCUGUACGGCAUCCUCCUCUGCGUGUUCGCCAUCCUCCUCUCAGUAGGCGCCUGCAUCUCGCUGGCGCUCACCUACUUCCUGCUGUCGGGCGAAGACUACCGCUGGUGGUGGCGCAGCGUGCUGUGCACGGGUUCCACGGGCCUCUUCAUCUUCGUUUACUCCGCGUUUUACUACUGCAACCGUUCUAGUAUGAGCGGCCUGGUGCAGAGCGCAGAGUUCUUUGGUUACUCUCUCCUCACAGCGAUGGUCUUCUCUCUCAUGCUGGGAACGGUCUCCUUCUGGACCUCGCUGGUCUUCAUUCGUUACAUCUACCGCAGCCUCAAGAUGGACUAAGGGAAGGGAAUGUACACAUAACGGCCCAGUUUGAAUGUCUGUUUAAGGUUGGGUUCCCCUGCUCAGACAUUGCAUGCCACAUCAUUGACUGUGCUGUCGGGCACCAGAUAACACGGAGGUGGUUAGCAGAUACGUUAAAUACCUACCCAGGCGCUGUAAGAUCUGGCGUGCGUCAGCCAAAUGUGUGUCCUGUCAUUUUGUUAUUAAGGUAGUCUGAUUGGUGGAAACAAAGUGAAAGUGUUUGCUCAGCCAAUCACAUACAGGCCAGUGAUUGCCUCAAGUGGGGAUGGAUGCAUUUGGAAAUGACUGUGAUGGGGCUGUGUACACACCUCCUGUGGGGGGGAAACAGGAUCCAGGGGCCUUCUAGAAAUAUGGAUGAAAUACAGAAUGCCAUGAAGGCUGAAACGGGCUUUAUCUUAAGGGAUCUAUAAGGGGAUGGACGUAUCCCGUGAGUAUGUGAAAGUGUGAAUGUGCCAGUGUGAUGAUGCAGCCUUGCAGUUUGGCAGAAGGAUCAGUUCUAGAAUAAUGGCAUGCCAGUGAUGGCGCAAUAUUGUGUACUAUAUAGUUGCCAUCGACUGAGUUUGGUUCCAAUGUAAAUGCAAUCUUUUCAAUAAAGACAUCUAUUACAACUUUC